Molecule: messenger RNA, 696 nt
Organism: Acanthosepion pharaonis
Lineage: Eukaryota; Metazoa; Mollusca; Cephalopoda; Sepiida; Sepiidae
Source: the annotation of a GenBank genome assembly
AUGGGGUACAUACGAGUGGGCGUGGCUCGAACUCAACGCCAACGUUUUUUCUUUCUUUCUUUCUUUCUUUCAGUCAAUUCUCUUCUUUAUUUUACUUUUUCAUUUCUUUCUUUCUUUCAACCGAUUUCUUUUUUUUUUCAAAACAAUUCUUCUCUUUUUUUUUUUUCUUUCUUUCAAACAGUUCCUUCCUUUCUUUUUCUUUCUUUCUUUCUUUCUUUCUUUCUUUCUUUCUUUCAACCGAUUCUCUUCUUUUUCUUUCUUUCUUUCUUUCUACCAAUUCUCUUCUUUUUCUUUCUUUCUUUCUACAAAUUCUCUUCUUUUUCUUUCUUUCUUUCAACCGAUUCCUUUCUUUCUUUCUUUCUUUCUUUCAACCGAUUCCGUUUUCUUUCAACCAAUUCUCAUCUUUUUCUUUCUUUCUUUCUUUCAACCGAUUCCUUUCUUUUUCUUUCUUUCUUUCUUUCUUUCUUUUCAACCGAUUCCUUUUUCUUUCAACCAAUUCUCUUCUUUUUCUUUCUUUCUUUUCAACCGAUUCCUCUUUCUUUCUUUCUUUCUUUCUUUCUUUCAACCGAUUCCUUUUUCUUUCAACCAAUUCUCUUCUUUUUCUUUCUUUCUUUCUUUCUACCAAUUCUCUUCUUUUUCUUUUUUUCUUUCUUUCUACCAAUUUUUUUCUUUCUUUCUUUCUUUCUUUUUAUUUAA